CUUGUGCACAAAACUGCGAAAAGAAAAGUGACAUGGCGACGCAGGGAGAGCAACGGAGUGAAGCAGAGAUGGAGACUGCAGCAGGGGCUGAACGUUCGGAUUUAGGAGACAGUGAACAGGAUGAAGAAGAUGAUGUUUUUGAAGUGGAACGAAUCAUCGACAUGAAAGUGGAAAAGGGUAUGAUUACGUACAGAGUCAGGUGGAAAGGCUAUGCUUCAGAUGAUGACACUUGGGAGCCAGAAGAGCAUUUGGAGGACUGUAAAGAAGUACUACAUGCAUUUCAGCGAAAGAUGACAGAAACCAAAACCAGAACUGCAAAGAAAGAAAGUGUGAAGCUGCCAACAAAGAAUGAUAUUUUUGAUGCAGAAUCGGACAGUGAUGGCCCUUGUGAUAGCAGAGACACAUCUCCCCGAAUAAAGAAGAAGAAAAACAAGCUCAAAGAGCUGGAUACUACGCCAGGUAGUCCAAAAAAAGAUAAGAAAUCAAGAGUUGAUAAAAUAUGUGAGCCAGAGAAAUCUAAAAGUGAGCCACUAGAUAAGUCCCCUUCAGUCUCUCCUGUCAAUGAGAAGACUUCAAAAACAAAGAAAAGAACUAUUGAAACAGACAAUGAGCAUAAAGGGAUGAAAAAACAAAAAAAACAUGAAACAAAAGAAAACGGAAAAUCUAGAAAAGAAUUGACGGAUGCGAAGAAGAAACAGAAGAUAUCUAGAGAAAGUAAAAUUAAUGAUACCACACAACCACAGCAAGAGACAUCAGAUAAAGAUGACGGUUCUGCAGAUGAACUUUCGCAUGAUGAGCAGAGUAUAGUAAGCACAGAAGCUACUGACAUCUCUGUAGAUGAACAAGCUCAAGAACUGACCUCGUCUUUUGAUUCAAAUAUGAAAGCUGAUGCUGUCAGUCUAGAGCAAAGUCAUGUGGAUCAGAAUGCAAGACAAAAGAAAACAAAAAAGCAUGCUUCUGAACAGAGGGUAAAGCUACAGGAUAUAAAAGAACUUAUUCUUGAAAAAAAAGGAGUACGUUCAGAGAGCAGUAUGAGUAAAAGGGAGUCGACCCAUUUAAAACUACGAAAUAUACUAGCAGCAAGCAGGUCUACCGAUUCAAGUGAGAAAACUCAAAAAUCAUCAAAAACAGGAGCUGAGGAGUCUGAUGAACAGUCUUCAGAUUCAAGUGAAGGACUUGGUGGUGUCAAAAGAAAAGCAAAAAGCAGAGUUUUGGAUUCAUCACCAGAACUGGAAUCUAGGGGAAAGAGUAAAGAGGAAGAACAUGCUGAUAAAAUCGGUUCAAGUUCAGGCACACCUUCAAAAAGCAAAGGCAUUUCUGCACCAUCUUCCCAAGAGGAAAGUGAAAAGGAACAGCUCCAAUCUCCAAGUCUGUUUGAGAAAUUUUUGCUGAACUGUGAAGCAAAAGACAGAAUUCCUAAAAAGCAAAGUUUGGGCACUGCAACAAUGAAUGUGGAAGAGAAAACUGAGAACAAAACAACUGGAAAGAGCAAGGCUGAGAAGUCUAAACCAGCAAAAGAUACAUCUGUUCCUAAAGUACCUCCAGAAAAGAUGGAUAAAAGCAUCGCAGAGUCAAAACCUCUGGAAAUAAGACAACCUGAAAGUAAAGUAUUAAAAAGUGCUUUCGACAUUGAAAGGAGCCCGUCUGAAGAUAAUGAAGAAUCCACAGAUAAAAGAGACUCUCCAAGGUCUGAUCAUAUGGCCGAGGCUGUAUCAAAAUGGAGUGAAAGUAGUCCACAGGAAAGGCAACGAAAGAGAGAGGACAGUGAACCUCGUCUUUAUAUUGCCUGUGAUGACACCUAUGAUGUACAGGAUACAAGUAUGAAAGCAGAAAAACCUACUGAUUCACGACCAGUUCUGAACCUUGGAGUGGAUCUUCAGCUUGACUGGAUGACUGUAGAAGAUUUCCAGAAACACCUCCACGGAAAAGAUCAAAAUCAUAUCACCACAACAGUGUCUACAAGUGUUCUACGUGAUGCAGUAAAAAAUGGGGAUUACUUGACUGUAAAACUGGCACUGAAUUCAAAGGAGGAAUAUAAUUUAGAUCAAGAGGAUUCAAGUGGAAUGACAUUGUUAAUGCUGGCAGCUGCAGGAGGGCAAGAUGAUAUAAUCAGACUUUUACUUAAGAGAGUUGUGAAGAUCAAUGCCACGCAAAAAUCUGGCACAACUGCUCUUAUGCAUGCAGCAGAAAAGAAUUUUUUGACUACUGUUGCAAUUCUUCUGGAAGCUGGAGCUCAUGUCAACCUACAACAGCUAAAUGGUGAAACAGCUUUAAUGAAGGCCUGUAAAAGGGGAAAUAUAGACAUAGUGAGGCUUCUGCUGGAGUAUGGAGCUGACAGCAAUAUGCUCUCUAAACACCAGAACAGUGCACUGCAUUUUGCAAAACUUAGCAAUAAUGUCCUAGUAUAUGACUUGGUCAAGUCUCAUAUGGAUGCGUUAAUCAGUGUUACAGAAGAAGCAUUUAGAGACUAUUUUGAGUCCCGAUUGACUAUCAUUGAGCCUUGUUUCCCAGUGGCCUGUCACAGACUUUGUGAAGGACAAGACUUUUCAUUAGAAUUCAACCACAAACCAGCACACUCAGUAACAGAAGGUUCUGGGACUCUUCUCUUCAUUCUACAUGCCAAUUUUUUCAAUGGUACUGAAAUAGCAGCUCGGCUUUGUGGACCCUGCAGUGUGCAGGCUGUGAUUCUUAAUGACAAAUUCCAACUCCCAGUCUUUUUGGGACAGGUGGGCAAGUACAAGAAUAUCCUCUUUUUGAAGGAUAGCCAUUUCAUUUACUCGUUCAGUCCUGUACAGGGUCUCAAUAAGUUGUAUAUCAGAUUUGCAGAAGCCCCAACAGCAAAGGUGAAGUUAAUUAUAACGGCGUACCGAGUUCAGCUGCAGUGACCACCACUUGACAUUCUGCAAGGCCGUCAUCUGUGGACUUUUCUAAACCAGCAGCACCCUUUUCAGUCGGACUGUUUUUGCCUUGCAACUCUCGCAUUUAUCACUGGAGCCGUGGCGAGACUGCAUGUGUGAAUCGACAGGUUUAAAGAUGCCAGUACACUGACUGGCACCAAAGGAACAUUACUGCUGAUGGGCAGGGCACAGUAGGUUUGUGUACAUAUGUGUAACUAUAAGAGGAAUCUAUUUAAGUGAUGGCCUUGUGUUUUGUUUCCUGUACACAAGCUGCUAUGUGACAUGUUUGUUUCAUUGUGUUUAAAGAGACCACAUGUAAUAGACUGGCUGCGGCUGCUGUUAGAUGUCAGAUAUUACACGUGGAUUUCUUUAUGCAUUUUCAUAUAGAAAAAAUGUUGUACAGUGUAAAGGUUGCAAUCCCUUUUUAAUGAUGGGGGGGGGGGGGGGGGGGGCCACUGGUGUUUGUAAAAAUGUACAGAAUGAGUGGCCGUGAAAGAGCACCUGCAGGGCGCUGCUGCCACUUCAUCUUGGCUCUUAUCAGUGAGGCACCAUAGAGUUUGGGCAAAUGUACUUGGGCAUCCCCUUGUCAAAAUCUAACAUGAAUUUCUACAAUGUACCUAAUAUUUACCUUAAUACAGAAACUAAUUUAACAGUC
Erpetoichthys calabaricus (reedfish) is the source of this 3552-nucleotide messenger RNA. It is a transcript of the gene mphosph8, whose product is annotated as M-phase phosphoprotein 8. The transcript has 15 exons. Gene Ontology annotation, molecular function: protein binding. NCBI's taxonomy places the organism in Eukaryota, Metazoa, Chordata, Cladistia, Polypteriformes, Polypteridae. Gene Ontology annotation, cellular component: nucleus; cytoplasm. The record is from RefSeq and is a predicted model, not a curated record. Bases 33 to 2885 code for a protein of 950 amino acids.